Molecule: messenger RNA, 1023 nt
Organism: Poecile atricapillus (Black-capped chickadee)
Lineage: Eukaryota; Metazoa; Chordata; Aves; Passeriformes; Paridae
Gene: GNB3
Product: G protein subunit beta 3
Exons: 9
Coding region: 1-1023 (340 amino acids)
Biological process (GO): G protein-coupled receptor signaling pathway
Cellular component (GO): heterotrimeric G-protein complex; cytoplasm
Molecular function (GO): signaling receptor complex adaptor activity; protein binding
Source: RefSeq, a predicted model, not a curated record
AUGGGGGAAAUGGAACAGAUGAAGCAGGAGGCUGAGCAGCUGAAGAAGCAGAUUGCGGAUGCCCGGAAAGCCUGUGCAGACACAACGCUUGCUCAGAUCGUGUCUGGAAUGGAGGUUGUUGGACGCAUCCAGAUGCGGACCCGAAGGACCCUGCGGGGACACCUGGCCAAGAUCUACGCCUUGCACUGGUCCACGGACUCCAAACUUAUGGUCAGUGCCUCACAAGAUGGGAAACUGAUUGUGUGGGACACAUACACAACUAACAAGGUUCAUGCCAUCCCCUUGCGUUCCUCCUGGGUCAUGACCUGUGCCUAUGCCCCCUCUGGCAAUUUUGUGGCCUGUGGAGGCCUUGACAACAUGUGCUCCAUCUACAGCCUCAAGUCUCGUGAAGGCAACGUCAAAGUGAGCAGGGAGCUCUCAGCCCAUACAGGAUACCUCUCCUGCUGCCGAUUUCUUGAUGACAACAAUAUUGUGACUAGCUCUGGAGAUACCACAUGCGCGCUCUGGGACAUCGAGACGGGGCAGCAGAAGACUGUGUUCAUUGGUCACACUGGAGACUGCAUGAGCUUGGCCGUCUCCCCUGACUUCAAACUCUUCGUGUCUGGGGCUUGUGAUGCUACUGCCAAACUGUGGGAUGUGCGGGAGGGCUCCUGCCGUCAGACCUUCUCAGGGCACGAGUCCGACAUCAACGCCAUCUCCUUCUUCCCUAACGGCGAAGCCAUCUGCACCGGCUCCGACGACGCCACCUGCCGCCUCUUCGACCUGCGGGCGGACCAGGAGCUCAUCAUGUACUCCCACGAGACCAUCAUCUGCGGAAUCACCUCCAUCGCCCUCUCCCGCAGCGGGCGGCUCUUGUUCGCUGGGUAUGACGACUUCAACUGCAACAUCUGGGACUCCCUGAAAGCAGAGCGUGUGGGAAUCCUUUCUGGCCACGACAACAGAGUGAGCUGCCUGGGGGUGACGGCGGAUGGCAUGGCUGUUGCCACUGGCUCCUGGGACAGUUUCCUCAAGAUUUGGAACUGA